CCUGCUAGAAGUCCACAAAGCAACAAAAUUGGAUUUCUAGUUAAUCUCUAUAUUUAAUCCAUAAUUUAGCAUUAAACAAAUUAAUAUUCUAAUUUGCUUGCUAGCUAUAGUUAGCAUUCAAACAAAUUCACAAGGAACAAUAGAACAAACUUAGAAUAAUAAUGGGAACAUUAGUAAUCAAAUCAUGCUACCUAUAAGAGAGAGAGAGAGAGAGAGAGAGAGAGAGAGAGAGAGAGAGAGUUCAAGGGUGAGGUACAGACAGAUGAACUACACAAGAACUUAGCAAGAGCUAUAAAAGCUUGAAGCUGCGGGUCAAGGUCUUGUACGAUCUCUAAGGGAGAGAGAGUCACUUGCAAGAAGAAUAAGCUUUGGUCAUUAAUUGUUCGAGUGAACCUCCUUGAGCUUUAGGUCACCAAGAAAAAGAAGCAAAUUUAAUGGAGAUUUCAUCAAGAGGAGGAUUAUCUGAGCUGGGAAUGGAAGAUCCCUUCUUCAUCAACCAGUGGCAGUACAUGAACUCUUUGGAUGAGCUCGGUAUGCUCCCACUAGCAGCUGCAAUUGGAGAUAAUUUACAACACUCUCACUUCCACCCAACUUUCAACUUCAAAACUCCUAUCGAUAAUUCUCAUACUGGUAUUGAUAGACCAGCGAAACAGCUCAAACCCGAUGGAUGGCCUUCAUGCAAGACCGAUCAUCUUGUAUCGAAUCCACAAGUUGCUUCCUCACCAAACAUUCUUUCGUUCGUCAAUUCUAAUCAUGCAAACCAAAUGGCGGUGCUUAAGCCUAAGAAGGAGGCAGCAGCAGUGUGUUCAAAGAGCACCAACAGUCUCCCUUCUGAUAUAUUGCUUUCUCAAGGUUCAUUUGGAAACCAAAAUUGUUUAUUUAAGGCCAGUCAGGGAACAAAUAGGAACAGCACAAACCCUCGUCUUUCAGCAACUCAAGAUCAUAUUAUCGCAGAAAGGAAACGCAGAGAGAAGCUCAGCCAGCGGUUCAUAGCUUUAUCUGCAAUCAUUCCUGGCCUAAAGAAGAUGGACAAGGCUUCUGUUCUGGGAGAUUCAAUCAAGUACAUCAAACAACUGCAGGACAAGGUAAAGACACUUGAGGAACAGACGAGAAACAAAAACAUGGAAUCGGUCGUGUUUGUGAAGAAAACACAGCUCUUUGCCAAUGGCGACAAAACUUCCUCAGACGAAAACAACUCCACAGGCCCGUUUGACGCAACACUACCUGAAAUCGAAGCAAGGUUCUGUGACAACAAUGUCUUGAUAAGAAUCCACUGUGAGAAAAGGAAAGGAGUUGUGGAGAAAACAAUAUCAGAGGUUGAGAAGCUCCAAUUAAAAUUCAUCAAUAGUAGUGUCAUGACAUUUGGGAGCUGUGCUCUUGACGUUACCAUUAUUGCUCAGAUGGAAGCGGAAUUCAGCCUCUCGGUGCAGGAUCUCGUCAAGAAUCUACGCACAGCUUUCAAUCUGUUCAUGUGAAAAGAAUCUACAUGCAGCUUUCGAUAUGUUCUUUGCUACAGAAGCUUCAGAAUACAUAGGAGUAUUUCCUCAAAUAUCCAACCAGACCAAGUUUAAGUACCCUUUUUAAGAAUUUAUGUUUACAAGGCCUGCAAUCCUUCACUAAGUUACCUUCAAGCUUGUUUGCUGUCAGAUUAUUUUGCAGGCGGGUUUUUUCACAUCACCUUUUUUUGCAUGGUUAACUUGUUUACCAUGCUUUAACCAUGCUUAUUUACCCACCUGUUGAAGCAAGUUAUCUCACAGCUUGUCUAUGAGAGUUUUUUUUCCUUCAAGGAGUUUGCGAAAUGCAACUCAUCCCUUUGUGUCCCCUAGGUUUUUUUUUAUAGGUGAGGAUAAAAGCAGGCAUUUGUUUGGCUAGUGUUUUAGAGGCAUCUUGAAUAUCUUAUUUCGUGAGCCUCUGUUCCUAGUAAUCUCCUUUUAUAUGUAACCCUUUGGUUGACAAUGUAAUGGAAAAUAAGUAAUUUCGUGUUA
Messenger RNA from Pyrus x bretschneideri (Chinese white pear), 1985 nucleotides. RefSeq names its product transcription factor bHLH18-like. Lineage: Eukaryota; Viridiplantae; Streptophyta; Magnoliopsida; Rosales; Rosaceae. The transcript is spliced from 5 exons. The coding region runs from base 435 to 1475 and encodes 346 amino acids. The record is from RefSeq and is a predicted model, not a curated record. Gene Ontology annotation, molecular function: protein dimerization activity.